Messenger RNA from Trichogramma pretiosum, 3809 nucleotides. RefSeq names its product toll-like receptor Tollo (gene Tollo). The record is from RefSeq and is a predicted model, not a curated record. Gene Ontology annotation, biological process: signal transduction. Gene Ontology annotation, molecular function: protein binding. Lineage: Eukaryota; Metazoa; Arthropoda; Insecta; Hymenoptera; Trichogrammatidae. Gene Ontology annotation, cellular component: extracellular matrix. The coding region runs from base 1 to 3747 and encodes 1248 amino acids. The transcript has 2 exons.
AUGCGGGCCAGUGUGUUGAACUUGGCCCUUCCGGUGGCGGCCGCGUUCUUACUCGGAACGCUGCUGCUGCUCAACAGUGCGUCGGCUCGCAGUGUGCGCUACAAAGCGCCCGACGAGUGCCAGUGGUUGACCGAAGACGAUGGCGAGAUAUCGCUUCACUGCCGUUUAAAGACCAUCAAUAGCGAGCUCGAAAAGACCAAUUUCAGUGCCAUCCCUCAGCGCACGGCGCGCCUCAAACUCGAGUGCAGCGAUGCUCUCUUUUAUCAGAGCUCCCUCAGCUCUGGAAGCUUCAGGGCGCUCGUUGACCUAAAGGAGCUACGCAUCGAAUACUGCAAAAUCGGCAAUCUGACCGACGAUGCCUUUAGAGGCCUCAAGGAGUUGAAGAAUUUGACCGUUAGGACUCACAAUUCCGACUGGUCGGUUAUGGCCUUGGAAAUUUCUCCGAGGGCCUUCACCGAAGAACUCAGCCAGUUAGAAAACCUCGAUUUGAGUGAUAACAACGUGUGGAAUAUACCCGAAGGCUCCCUGUGUCCACUCUUCAAUCUUGAAUCCUUGAACCUAACUAGAAAUCGACUGCGUGAAGUCACAAGUUUCAAAUUUAACUUAGGCAAUAGGUGCGCUGCUAAUCUGCGCGUCCUCGACUUAGCCAAUAAUAGUAUCGAAUCGUUGCCUUCGGCGGCUUUUUCUGGCCUGUCGCGACUUCAAGUGCUCAAUUUACGAGCCAACGAUAUUGCAUUCAUCGCCGAUAGAGGAUUCGAAGGUCUCAGCGCAAUGACGAGACUCGAUCUGGCGGACAAUCGGUUGACCGGUCUACCACCCGAACUAUUCGUCGAUUGCAGAGAGCUCAAAGAAAUUUACCUGCGCAACAACAGCCUCGCGGUACUUCCGCCGGGGCUGUUUGGAGAAUUGGCUCAUCUGCUGGUUUUAGAUAUGUCGGAAAAUGAACUGACCGCCGAGUGGAUCAACUCCGCCACGUUUGCCGGUUUGGUUCGAUUGGUUGUUCUGGACUUGUCUGGCAAUCAAAUAAAUCGUCUCGAGUCGGCCAUCUUUCGAGAUCUCUAUAGUUUACAAAUUUUAAAGCUUCAAGAUAAUCUCAUAGAAAAUCUGCCCGAAAAUACGUUUUCGAGCUUGUCGAACCUCGAUGCCCUUUUGCUAAGCGGCAAUAGACUAGCGACGAUCGACGCCAACACAUUCAAUGGGCUCUACGUCCUGAGCCUGCUGUCCCUUGAAAAUAAUCGUUUGACCGAUUUGCAUGCAACGUCUUUGAGAAAUGCCUCCUCGUUGAAAGAUCUUCACUUGAACCGAAACCGAUUAACUUCGAUACCAGAGGCGCUAAAGGCCACUCCUUUAUUGCGCGCUCUUGACCUUGGGGAAAAUCUCAUCUCUGGCAUACCCAAGGAUACGUUCGACCACAUGGCACAUCUAAGUGGUUUAAGGCUUAUCGAUAAUCACAUCGGCAACAUAACCAAGGGCAUUUUCGACAAGGUAAAGGACCUCAACAUCCUGAACCUAUCGGGCAAUCGCAUAGAGUAUAUCGAGGCAGGUACCUUCGAUGAGAAUCACAAGCUGCAAGCAAUUCGCUUAGACAACAAUUUGCUGACAGACAUAACCGGUCUAUUCAACAACUUGCCAAAUCUCGUUUGGCUCAAUGUCAGCGAUAACAAGCUCAAGAGCUUCGAUUACGCCAUGAUACCGAACUACCUUCAGUGGCUCGACAUCCACUCGAACGAGAUAACCGAGCUGGGGAAUUAUCACGAGAUCGAGUCGGAGCUGCAACUUACCACCUUCGACGCCAGCUGGAACAAACUGAGCGAGAUAAGCGGCAGCUCGAUACCGAGCAGCAUCGAGACCCUCCUGCUCAACGACAACCUUAUAACUCGCGUGCAGAGCUACACGUUCUUCAAGAAGCCCAAUCUGACUCGCGUGAAUCUCAAGGGCAACAAGAUCCGUCGAUUGGAGCCGUACGCUCUGCGCAUCACGACGGUGCCGGCGGACAGGCCGCUGCCCGAGUUCCACAUAGGCGACAAUGACUUUCUGUGCGACUGCACAAUGGAGUGGCUGCAGCGAGUCAAUCGGCAGACGCAGAGCCGCGUGCAGCCGCGGGUCGUCGACCUCGACAGUAUCUUCUGCGAGCUGCUCUACGAUCGCGAGCGACUGUACGUGUCGCUCAUCGAGGCCUCGCACUCGCAGUUCCUUUGUAAAUACGACGCCCACUGCUUCGCCCUGUGCCACUGCUGCGACUUCGACGCCUGCGACUGCGAGAUGACCUGUCCGCUCAACUGCACGUGCUACCACGACCAGACCUGGACGGCCAACGUGGUCGACUGCGCCGCUGGCGGCCACGCCGGCAGAUUGCCCGAGCAGAUACCGAUGGACGCGACGCGCCUCUACCUCGACGGCAACGAUUUGCGCGUCGUGUCUAGUCAUGCUUUCAUCGGCCGCAAGAAGCUCAAGCAGCUCUUCUUGAACGCGUCCAACAUCGAGCUCGUGCAGAAUCGCACCUUCAACGGCUUGAAGAACCUCGAGGAGCUGCACCUGCAGGACAACGGCCUGCGGGAGCUUCACGGUCACGAGUUCGUAGGCUUGGAGAAUCUGCGCACCCUCAGGCUGGAGCGCAACGAGCUGUCGUUCAUAGCCAACGAGACGUUCUUGGCGCUCGGCUCGCUCAUGAACCUGCGCUUGGACAACAACAAGCUCACCAGAAUAGUCGUGUGGUCGCUGCCGACGAGGAGCGGUACUGCUCUCGAGCUGACGCUGUCCGGCAAUCCGUGGACCUGCGACUGCGACUUUGUUCACGAGCUGCGCGACUGGGCCGUUACGUCGCCCGUACGUAUCCUCGACGACCAACAAAUUCAAUGCACCGUCGUGAGUAGCAGCAGCAGCAACAACGACAAAAACAACUACACCAGUAGUAGCUACGCGGACAUUAGCGAUGCUAACGAGUUCGCCAAUGGCAGCGAGGAGGAGAACAGCUACGCCGGCGGUGGCGGCGGCGGCACCAGCACGACCGGCAAUCUUACCAAGACCAUUAUCGAACGCCAGGCUCUCGAAGAUUAUCUGCCGCUGCUCGUUAGCACGCUCGUGGCUUUCCUCCUGCUCAUGCUGGUCUGCAUGCUCGGCUUCUUCUUCCGUCAAGAGGUGCGCGUCUGGUGCUACUCGCGCUUCGGCGUGAGACUCUUCGACCGGCACGCCGCCCUCGACCGGGACGAUCGCAACAAGCUCUUCGACGCCUUCAUCAGCUACAGCUCCAAGGACGAGGCCUUCGUCGCCGAGGAGCUCGCCCCCGUCCUGGAGAUGGGCAACCCCUCCUACAAGCUCUGUCUACACUACCGCGACUUUCCGGCUGGCAGUUUCACGGCCGACACCAUUGUCCAAGCCGUCGAGUCUUCCAGGCGCACCGUCAUGAUUCUCUCGGAGAACUUCAUCAAGUCCGAGUGGUGCAGGUUCGACUUUAAAUCGGCUCAUCAUCAAGUGCUGCGCGAUCGAAGACGACGCCUCAUAGUCGUGCUAGUGGGUGACGUGCCGCAACGCGAUCUCGAUCCGGACAUUAGGCUUUAUUUGAAGACAAAUACCUAUCUGCAGUGGGGUGACAAGUUGUUCUGGGACAAGUUGAGAUUUGCUCUACCCGACGUGCCAAACAAUCGACGAAUGCCUUCGAUUAGGAUGCCCCACGCGACCGCCCCACCGUUGCAGCGACAACACAACCAGAUGAACGUUUUACCGCGAGCUUUGGCUGUUCAUAUUUGAUGAUAGUGCGCGAGUCAUUUGUCGUAUUUUAUAAGGAAAUUCGUCGUUCGCCAGUGUGUGUA